Molecule: messenger RNA, 3021 nt
Organism: Cololabis saira (Pacific saury)
Lineage: Eukaryota; Metazoa; Chordata; Actinopteri; Beloniformes; Belonidae
Product: KH homology domain-containing protein 4-like
Exons: 14
Coding region: 108-1862 (584 amino acids)
Cellular component (GO): nucleus
Molecular function (GO): RNA binding
Source: RefSeq, a predicted model, not a curated record
AGGAAACUCAUGGCUGCGAUCACCCACCGUAAUCUGUGUUAGAAGCGCCCACAAAUAUACAUAUAUAUAUAUUUAAAUAUAUAUAACCGAUCUGGUGGAGCUGUGCUAUGUCUUCGGGAAUGACAGGACAGACACCCUGUCUAACCAGCCGUUGGGAUCAGCCAGCUGCACCUAAACAGAAUGGAGGUGUACAACAGCAGAGAAGUAUUGGAAGUGCUGUCUCUUUAUCAGGAGUUGUCAGCGCUGCUGGUUCAAACAGCACAGUUUCACAGCCAUCAGGAAUGGGCGAAGGGGAAGCUCCUCAGGGAGGAGUUGAGAUGGCUGCAGCAAUGGCUGCUAAAAUAAAUGCCAUGCUAAUGGCAAAGGGAAAGCUUUUAACUCCACCACCAUUACCUGCAAAGAUGCCUCCAGGUAUUCCUGUACCAACUGCUACAGAAGAGAUGGUGGUCACGGAGGUUGAUAUAAAUGAUGUGCCGAUAAAUUGCAGGGAUCUUCUUACUAAAGGCAAAACACAAGAGGAAAUCCGCCAGUUUAGUGGAGCUGUUGUUUCAACAAAAGGUCAUUACAUGGCUGAUGCUGAAAAGGAGAAAGGAGGAGGACAAAGACCUUUGUAUUUGCAUGUCCAGGGAAAGAACCAAGAUCAAGUAAAUAAGGCCGUCAUAAGGAUAAAGGAGAUCAUCUCUGAGGAGGUGCUGAGGGCUUCUGCAGCAUCAGGAGGACAACAGGUUCCUGUAAUGCCGCCUCUCACACUGUACCCUCAGCCGCCUCGACCCGUCAUUCCCCCUUCUGUGCCACGGACGUCCAGCAACACGUCAGCGGGAAGCCAGGGUCAUCGGCCUGCAGCGCCUCAUACAGGGAGUUUUGUCCACACAAAGAUUUUUGUGGGUCUGGACCAGGCGUUGCCUUCAUUCAGUGUAAAGGAAAAGGUUGAGGGUCCAGGAGGUUCGUACCUCAGUCACAUCCAGACGGAAACGGGGGCUCGAGUAUUCCUAAGAGGGAAAGGGUCUGGUUACAUAGAACAGGCAUCAAAACGAGAAUCUUUUGAGCCUCUCUAUGUCUACAUCAGCCACCCAAAUGCUGCUGGAUUAGAGUCGGCAAAGAAGCUCACGGAGAGUCUGUUGGAAACUGUGAGAGAUGAACAUGCCCAACUGGUGUCCAUGUACACAGCCACAGGCUCAACCCAACCGUACCCAGCACAUGGAUUUCCUCCUAAUAGCAAUUACUCUAACCAAGGGUCCUGGUAUAACUACCCGGCAAAUGGGUAUGCUGGCGGCUAUGCAGCGUAUCCAGGAGCUGGUGGUUAUUGGAGUAAUGCAAAUGGUCCUCCAAGUCAUUCUAACAUGUCGACAAACCCUCCAUCUUCCCAGGCAAUGGUUCAGUAUCCAGUGUGUCCCAGGAAACAGCAUCCCUACCUAGUCCAGAAUCCAGGCAGCAGUGAGACUGUAGAGCCUGAAGGAUCUUCAACCACUGCGCCUAACUCAGGAAGCCCCAAACGUCAUGUCCAGGGAGGGGCUAAAGAUGAACAGCCUACCAGCGGCUCUCCGGAAGGUCCCACUCAUCUGGAGUCCGCCCUUCCUGAUUCAAGUGCUGAAGAGGAGGAAGUAGUUGAUAGCAUUCUGAUGCCUCCACCACCACCUGUCUUUGUGGCUCCUGGACCUGUCGCACGCAAGAGGACGAAAGAGGCAGUAACAGAAGAUCCAGCUAGUCUGCCCAGAAGCACCGCAUCAAUGGGUGUUCAAGAAGAAGUUUGCGUGAAGAAGACUAAAUUGAAUGAUGAUACCUCGGGACUGGUGCCUUAUGGAGGAGAUUCCUCCGAUGACGAGGAGGAGAGAACACGCUGCAGUAAGACAGAGAACUCAUAACCUCUGCCCGCCCCAUGCCCACUGACCCAGGAUAUCCACAGACCUGAAGCCUACACUCAGUAUGUCAACACAAUUCUCAAACUUAACGGAAAAGGAAAAGUCUACCCUUAUAUUUCCAUACAUUCUGUUUGGACUACACACGUGUUUUCACGUUCCACUCACUCUCCUUAACAGGGAAUAAAUAUAUAUUUCCCUGCAAGCAGGUCUGGUUUUCAUAUCUCCAUGUAUCUCUAUGGAGUACUUCUGUACAAAAUUCUGUCACAACUUUACUUACUUAGGUCCAUUUUAGGACUUAAACUAUUAGUUUAAUUCAGUGUCAGGGUACCAGUCUUUAAAAGACAUUAAUGUACAGUACCAGUCCCUAGCACCAUGUCUGGAUGCCAAAAUAAAAUUGGUUUCAAUUAUAAUAACCAGACUUUGGUGCUUUGCUGUUGUCUUAAGGAAACAGUUAUAAUUUCAUGUCCCCUUUUCUAGGCUUUGCUUUUGCUGUAGAUUUAAUUUUGUGCAAUCCAUCACACAUGAGUUGCUUUUAGUCAAAGGUGAACAUAUUUACAUUGAUGUCCACCUUUUUAAAGAUAAUGAAAAUAUACAAAUAUACCUGCCAAAUAGCAUAACAGGCAUUUUAGAAACACACACACACAUUGUGUUCUCAUUGCGUGGAUUCUCAGCCACUGAGGUCACGGAUGACUGAUGCUUCAAGCCUUUGAGGAUUUCAUUACAUUAUUCCCCUCCUAUGAAAAUCCUCUCUCCUUUUUUUUUUUUAUUUUCGCUGCGUUAAUACCUUCCAAUAUUUUGAAAUAAAUGGCUAAAAAUAGCUAUUAAAUAAAUCGGUCUACAAAAAGUUUCCACUUCAUUAGUGGCAAUCUUGAGUCCGGAAAUAUGGAGGAUGGACUUUUCCUUUUUAUCAAGUGAUUACAAAUGUAUAUUAACUACAAAUGUUUUUUUUUCUUGUUUAUAAUUAUUUUUAUUUUAUUUUUUUUCUCCAACUCAUCUUUUGUUAGUCAAAAAACAAUUUAUAAUUUCCCAUUUGGAUUUCCACACCUGGUUGGCUGCAGUUACAGAUGGGUUUAAAUACAUAAUGUAAAAUUCAGUGAACCCUUUUCUUAUCUUGGAAAAUGGUGUAUGCCUGUUCCCAUGGAAUAAAUAUAAUAAAAACACA